AUGCCUCCGGCAUUGAGACCAGCUGUGCCAUCGCAGAGGCUCCUGAGGUUUCUGCGCGCCCAGUCGGAAGGGCUUGGUGCUUUCGCAGAGUGCGCCGGCGGCCGGUUACCACCUCGACGCCAUGCUUGCAUGUGCCCCGCGAAGACGAGAUCGCUUGACAAUUACUCGACCACCCCGACCACCCGUCACGAACCCACACUCCAGGCCUCCUUUUUUGGUCUCCGCCCACUCUUCCCGAAAUCGCUGACGAGACAGCGGGGUACCACCCCGCAGGAGUCCAGUUCUGCCGCGGGGGCGCCUCGAUAUGCUUCUUCCGAACAAAAACCGCCGAAGCUCAAUGGCCGCAAAAAUGGCGGCAAACCAGUAUGGCAAGAGUGGCUUUUUGGGUCCGAAAAACAACGGGGGGAGGGACGGAAGGACGACGACAUUAGGGUGCGAUUGGAGGAGGAAUCCGGGUCCAUCUUCCAGAGCAGGUCUUUGACCGCGAAGGCGGCACUCGACCCAAGGUUGAGGUGUACCGAGGUAGACGGGACGGGGAAGGUCAUAAUGGUAGAUGGUGAGCUCAAGAAGAGCGAGCUUAUCGCCAGGUACGGGUUACUUCCGCGCGAUCUCCGAAAGAUUGAUUCCUCGAAUCUUCCACAUAUCCUCGUUCGGCCCUCCGCUAUUCUUCUCAACCUCCUCCAUCUCAAAGUCCUCAUCAAGCACGACCGCGUCCUGUUGUUCGACGUCUACGGCUCCACCUCGUCGUACCCCCAGUCCGCAUUCAUGUAUGACCUACAGGGGAAACUACAGCAAAAGCAAACCGCUAGCGCGAAUAGUCUGCCCUACGAAUUCCGGGCCCUAGAAGCGGUUUUGAUGUCCGUUACCGCGGAGCUCGAGGCCGAUUUCGAGUCCGUUCGAGACCCGGUGAUCCGAAUUCUGAGUGAUCUAGAGGACGAUAUCGACCGCGAGAAACUGAGGAUUCUUCUGGUCUUGUCUAAGAGAGUUAGCACGUUCGAGCAAAAAGCCAGGCUCGUCCGCGAUGCUCUCGAGGAGCUUCUGGAGGCGGAUGACGAUCUUGCCGACAUGUACCUGACCGAAAAGAUGCACGAUCUGAUCCGAGGCGAGGAUGACCACACAGAAGUUGAGCUCCUUCUGGAGUCGUACAACAAGAUAUGCGAUGAGGUGGUUCAGGAGGCGAGUAAUUUGGUGUCAAGCAUCAGGAAUACUGAGGAAAUUAUUCGAGCGAUCCUUGACGCCAAUCGCAACUCACUCAUGCUGCUUGACCUCAAGUUCAGCGUCGGCACCCUCGGCCUCGCCAUGGGCACCUUCCUAGCAGGCCUGUACGGCAUGAACCUCGAAAACUUCAUCGAGGAAACCAACUGGGGUUUCGGCGCCGUCACGACCGUUUCCUCCAUCUUCUCCCUCUUCGUUUGUUGGUACGGGCUGGUGAAACUCCGCAAGGUCCAGCGCGUCAAGAUGGGCGGCGGCGGUGUCGGCGGUUUGCGAUCUCAGCACGACUGGUUCUGUGACGACGGCACAAACGGCCUGCUGAAUCCUAGCAACCGCGAGCGGUUGAGGCGGAUCAACAUGAUCAAGAGCGCCAAACAAGUGCGGUCCCGAAAGUGGCCGUUCCGGUAA
Dichotomopilus funicola is the source of this 1620-nucleotide messenger RNA. RefSeq lists its product as uncharacterized. NCBI's taxonomy places the organism in Eukaryota, Fungi, Ascomycota, Sordariomycetes, Sordariales, Chaetomiaceae. Gene Ontology annotation, molecular function: magnesium ion transmembrane transporter activity. Gene Ontology annotation, cellular component: mitochondrial inner membrane. The record is from RefSeq and is a predicted model, not a curated record. Bases 1 to 1620 code for a protein of 539 amino acids. Gene Ontology annotation, biological process: mitochondrial magnesium ion transmembrane transport. The transcript has 3 exons.